UAACCAUAUUCAGUUUAGCAAGGGGAAAAUGAUGCCAGCAAUGCUGCACGAGAAUGAGAAAAACACGAGAAUCAAAGUUGCAAGAGUGGAAAUACAAUGAUGAAUCAAAGAAGCAUAAAGAAAUGUUUUCAAAUCUGCUUAAGUGUGCACGCGAUCCCAGUGUCAAGGUUGAAGAAGUGAGUGAUGUACGUGUGAUUUUUUCGGACGAUUUUUGCAUCGGUAAAGGAAGUAACGAGACCCGUGUUUUUCUUGGACUCAGAAAGGAUGGUUACGGCAAAGCAGUGAAACGAAUACGUCGAGACAACUGCAUGAAGCUUGCACAGAAAGAAAAAGAAAUUUUAAAUCAAUUCAACGCAAAGAAAUCGAAAUAUGUUGUGAAUUAUUCCUUCUUAGAAGAAAAUACUGGAACGGAGUAUGUCUAUUUAAUAUUAGACUUAUGUGAAGAAUCGUUGGAGAGUUAUGUGAAAUCUUCUUCCCUAAGUGAUCUUCAAAACGCUCUUCCCAAAAUUAUUAGACAAAUUUUAAAUGGAUUAGCUGAUCUUCAUAGUGGCGAAAAUCCUAUUAUUCAUCGGGACUUAAAGCCCUCCAAUGUUCUCCGAGACUCACAAGACAACUUUCUGAUAGCUGACUUUGGCAUUAGUCAAAUAUUGAAUAAUGAUUGUACGACAUAUGAAAGCAAGCCUAACACAGGAACGGAGUAUUGGAUUGCUCCUGAAUCAUAUUGUGAAGAUGAAGAUUCUGUUGAUAAAGGACGGUACAAGAAACAGUCUGAUGUAUAUAAUGCAGGAAUGGUAACAUAUUAUAUUGCAACAAAAGGAAAACAUCCUUUUGGAACUAAACCCCGUAGACUGAUUAACAUGUUAGAUGGAAAACCUGUUGGUUUGGUGGAAAUCAAGGAUGAAACAUUAAAAGACUUUCUGUCGUGGAUGUUAAAUCGACAACCCGAAGAUAGACCAUCAGCUACCGAGGCGUUUAAACACCCAUUUCUUAUGUCGGAUAACGAGAAAUUUGAUUUAUUAUGGAAAGUUGGAAAUCUUCAACAGAUUAAGACGAAUGAUUCCAAGUCAAUUGUCGUUCAACAUCUGAAUAGCGAAACUUUAGAUUGGAGAAGCCAAAUGGAUAGUGAUGUAUAUGAUUAUUUUAGAACGAACGUGAGGACUGGAAGGAUUUUUAGGUAUGGAUCUUCAAAGACAGAGUGCUUGAGACUUAUUCGAAAUACUGGUGAACAUUGGUACGAUGAACAACGACCUCUACCACAACCAGAACCAUUUUAUAAGAUUGGUGAUCACAAGUCGUAUUUUCUCAAAACAUUUCCCAAUCUCCCUGUUAGGGUGCACGCUGCGGUGAGAUCCAAUGAAGAACUGAAAAACAAUCCAGAACUCAAGAACUUUUUCUAUUUCAGUGGAAAGAAAUCACAUCAAAAAUAAACAGUUUUUAAACAGUAAGAACAGUUUGUGAAAAGGCAAGCGUCCAGGAAGAAUUUGUAGAUACCGUUGUAAAUUAUAAUUUCCUCAGAUUGGAAAAGACAAACACAUUUUGACGUAUAUGAUUAUUUAAAUGUUGGCUUUCCUUGACAGCUAGAUAAAUGGAUUGUCACCAACACUAAAAUCAUCCAUUGUAUAAAGUCGAUGAUCCUAAGGAGUUCUUUCUGAAAUCCCCGUCAGGUCAAAUGACGAAUAGAAAAACAACCGAGAACUAAGAACUUUUUCAGUUUUUAAUGAAAGCGAACGACAUCAAUGAAAAGUUUAUAGGCAGGAAAACAAAUUAGAAAUCAACGAUACUGUAGUUAAAGAUGUUAUUUUAUACAUGUAAAGUAAAAACACUUUUCACGACGUAUUUGGAUGAUACCUAAACACAUUUGUGCAUGGUGAAUCAAGCUUAUAUUUAUCAUUGAUACAAUUUCUGAUUA
This is a messenger RNA of Xenia sp. Carnegie-2017, 1909 nucleotides long. Its product is annotated as serine/threonine-protein kinase/endoribonuclease IRE1-like. Gene Ontology annotation, cellular component: IRE1-TRAF2-ASK1 complex. Gene Ontology annotation, biological process: mRNA processing; IRE1-mediated unfolded protein response; intrinsic apoptotic signaling pathway in response to endoplasmic reticulum stress. Bases 54 to 1427 code for a protein of 457 amino acids. NCBI's taxonomy places the organism in Eukaryota, Metazoa, Cnidaria, Anthozoa, Malacalcyonacea, Xeniidae. The transcript is spliced from 3 exons. The record is from RefSeq and is a predicted model, not a curated record. Gene Ontology annotation, molecular function: ATP binding; RNA endonuclease activity; protein serine/threonine kinase activity.